AUGUCAGAUACUAGUGUUGCAGAGAACACCGUGAAGUUUCCUCAGCUGGUGUCAUUCAUCGGCGAUACAAAUGCUGGCAAAAGUACUUUGAUCAAGAUUCUGAUCCGCAGGCAACACCACAAUGGUAUCUCAACAUCUGAGAGUGACUUUCCGUCUCCAAUAUCAGGGUCGACGGCUCAUCCUAAUACGCCAACCACUGGUGAUGUGCACCUUUACAGUGAUCCAAGUACUUCAAAUACACCGCUACCGAUGCUUUUCGCCGAUUGCGAAGGCCUACGUGGAGGAGCUUUUGAGCCCUCUGCGAUCCAAUAUCGGAAGCAAGCCGAGUCGAGACCGGACGUUAUCUUGCCUGGCGUAGCUAAGCGCGCAAAGCUACGCCGCAAUCUGUGGUUGCGUAACCCACGUCUCAUUAAAUGGGCCACGAGUGAAGACAGGCGAACCCGAGAAUAUGUAGUGACAGAACUAUAUCCCAGGCUGCUCUACACCUUCUCCGAUGUUGUCGUAUACGUUCUGCACAAUCCCAAAGUGUUCCAGAACGUGUUGAAGAAAUUAGUAGCGUGGGGCGCAGCAUCUCUCGAAAAGUCUUUGAACUCGCCACGACUCCCACAUGCAAUCUUAGUACUAAACAUGUGCAGCGCUGAUUGCAGCGAAUGGGAGGACGAUGCUACAACACAGUCUGUACUCAACGACUGUGGCGCCAACUCCGGGCUGUGUGGCAUACCUCAUUUUCAAGCUUUGGCCAAUGCCUGGAGAGACAGCGCCGGCGAGGACAUACAGACCGCCCACGAACUUCUGUUGAAGUAUUACUCGUCGUUCACAGUUGUCCGUAUACCAAAGGGCGAAGGACGAUUCAAUCUGCUUGACCAGCAAGCAGCACUCCUGCAACGAGUCAUCUCGCAUAGAUGCGCUGAGUCGUUCUUCGCAAAGCAGAAAUGGCACAUGCCUAUUACUGCCGACGGCAUGAACCGGUACCUGCAAGCCGGGUUCGACCAUUUUGCCCGAACACUGACGGAGCCCUUUGAUUUCAUCAAAAUUGAGCUGGAGAACAAUCCACCGCCGGAAGACUUCGCUGAUCAUAUGUACGCUGUAGUCUUGCUGACGCGUCAAGAGCAACCAGAUCGACCUCCUGAAGCAUUUUUGUCUGACAUAGGACGUGUUAUAGCAUGUUGCGUUUUACUAGAUGCGGAACAACGAGAUGACGGACCAGUGGCAGAUCUCUUGCGUGGAUACAAACCGUCCUUGAAAGCCGUCUUCACUGAGUUCUGCGAUCGCUACUGGCCUUGUUCAUUUCAAAACAGGCACUCACAGCAGUGCAGGAACAGCCGAGCAGGACACGAAGCCAAAGGGCAUCAAAAUGCGGCGGGAAAGCCAAUCGGCACAGGGUCCCACGUCUUCGGCAUCGAUAUCACGGACUUUGAGAAUAAGUGGUUUUCUGCUAUUGAACAGCGCGUUCUAGAUAUGCACGACGCCCUGCAAUCUCCCGACGAUGACAACAGCAUUCAGGCCAAAUCUCGGACUAUACGAUCCUUCCUCAGCGAAGCGUAUGCCAACAUGAAUCCAAAGCGCACCACGGAAGGCUUACCGGCCAGCUACGCAAGCAACACAACCUGUCUGUCUUGCUUGCGGGCGACACCAGAACAUGCGUUGUUGUGUGGCCACGUGCUCUGCUCGGGCUGUGUUGCGAUUCAUGGUAACGCGCAAAGCGACUGUAUAACCAGUCUCGAUCAAUGCCCUCUCCACUGUGACGAUGCUUUUCCACGGCCCUGGCGCAUCACUAUGAAACCCUUGUUUGCUGGCGUCCGAGUACUCAGCCUCGAUGGUGGUGGUGUUCGCGGGAUUGUUGAGCUAGAGGUUCUCCAUGCUAUCGAAAGAGAGUUGGACGGUUCGUUGCCAGUGCAAGCGUUUUUCGACCUCAUCGUGGGUACAAGCACCGGCGGUAUUGUGGCCCUGGCAUUGGCAUCUAAACAGUGGAACCUCAAGCGAUGCACUGAUGCAUUCAUCAUGCUGUGCAGCCAGGCCUUCACGCGCAGGGAUCCAGAACAGGUGCCACGAUGGCUGACACUUGCUGCACGUCAGAGCUUAUACAAGACGAAACCUUUGUACCAAGCCUUGCAGGUCAGCCUUGGAGACGAGCCGAUGUUUGGGGGCAGACGAAAAGAGCAACCUGAGUUCCCAAUAAAAGUCGCAGUGACCACGCACUCUGACAUUGGGAAAGGGCCAGCAAUCAUUGCAAAUUACAAUCGCGCUGAAAUUGAGCAGGAAGAGUACGACUUCAUCCGUUCGAAUGUUCCGUCGCGUGAGAUGAAGGUGUACGAAGCAGCUGCGGCCACGUCAGCGGCACCGAAGUACUUCAAGACAUUUAUACACGCCGAGACAAGUCGGUGCUUCGUUGAUGGUGCCCUCUACUGGAACAACCCUGCUGCUGUCGCGGAGCGAGAGAGACAGUUGCUCUGGCCGGACAAAGCUGGAGCAGAGCCUGACAUCCUGCUCUCCAUCGGGACAGGACAGAACAAGACAGCCAUUACCACCAAACUUCGCGACAUACAGACACAGGCGGGCGACCUUGCUAUCCGAAUUCAAGACCAACAGGUCCUGAGCAAGCUAACACGAAAGCGUGCGAAGCCAAGAAAGAGAUUCCGCAAAGCAAUUCACAUUUUGGCCAAGCGUUUCGACAAUAUGCUUGACACUGAGAGGUCCUGGAUGGCUUUCGAAAGACAAGUGGAACGGACGCGCUCUACCUGGCCAGAUCGCAGCCCGUUGCCCUACUUCCGUUGGAAUGUCGACCUCAAAGGUCGACCACCAAAACUUGACGCUGUUCAGGAAUUAUUCAAUCUGCGAAAGACCGUUCAGAAAGAGCUGAAGACUCAUGAGUCUAGGGCGAUGGCCCAACGCAUUGCCCACCAGCUCGUGGCUUCUACCUUUUACUUCUGCAAAGAGGCAACUACGUCGGCGGCGGUACAAAGCCAACAGACGUGUUCCGGCAGAAUACUUUGCCGCUUUGAAAAUGGCUCAAGACACCUGCGAAGCCUCGGGCAGUAUCUCGCGCGGCAGAACGAGCUUUGCAUCUUGAUUAGCGAGGAGAACUCGGAUAAUAUUCAGAAGAUCUCGUUUAAACCUGCACAGAUCGACGAUAUGAUGGCAGAGACACCUGUGUUCCAACCAGUUCUACUAAACAUCCCCAUUCACAAUUCAAUGGCGAAGGUUUUUGUCGCUAUCAGACUUGCAGGCAGCCAUCUCAAGAAGCUUGACUAUCCCAUCAGUGGCUUUCCUCGAUGUUUGCUUCUCGAAGAUUCGCAGAGCCGGUCCGGUUCACGGCGUUCCACGUCGCAAAGCGACAAGCCCAAGCUUCUCGAUCGUUGGAACCAUCGGCGGUUGGACGAAUUGCAACCGGAUGUCACGCUAGGCGCAUUCGCUUCCGAUAACAACAUGCUGGCUAGACUUGCAGCUAUGCGUCUCCAUGCCGCUACGGGCUUUCCAGAUUUGUCCCCUUCAGCAUCAAUCCAAUCGGAGAGUCCUUUUUUCGUGCAGCCAGCUGAGAAGUAUUGGGAAGAGAAGGAUGAUGCCUCGGGUGGGGCUGAGGACAGUGAUAGUGAAGAGGAAGAUGAUUAUGCUUGA
This is a messenger RNA of Cercospora beticola, 3615 nucleotides long. RefSeq lists its product as uncharacterized. Lineage: Eukaryota; Fungi; Ascomycota; Dothideomycetes; Mycosphaerellales; Mycosphaerellaceae. The record is from RefSeq and is a predicted model, not a curated record. Gene Ontology annotation, cellular component: membrane. Gene Ontology annotation, biological process: arachidonate metabolic process.